GAAUGGUGGAAAAGGAAAUUUAGACAUUCUGCCAGAAGAAUCCAGCCAAAAGUAAAUAUUGAAAAAUAUUAUGGAGGAGCAGAAAAAAUUACAUUGCUUGGCAUGUUUAAAAGCAGCCAUGCUGGUUUAAUUGAUAAAACCACUUGUAAGGAGCAGUCCUACACUGCUGGAAGGUGACAAGAUGACCUAGUAAUUUCUUUCCAUUUGCACAUUCUUUGGCACUAAUCUGUGCUACUUUACACCAAUUUUAGACAUCAGCAAAAUCUGUUGCUCAUUCUGAGACCACAAGUGAGAGCAGGACUGAACAACCUGACCCUCUGAUAAUCCAUUUGCUAAUACGGAGUUAUGUGUGUGAUUGCUCAAUUGCUUGUUUUCUGGACAGGAGGUCUUUCUUUUUAAAAGCUACAAUAGUCACUAGAGUCGGUACCUUGUAUCAUUACAUAAAACCCAGGUAUUUGCCCCCCCAAAAUAAAAGGUUAAUGCUGUUGGUGAAUAUCUAGGAAACUCAGCCGCACAUGUGUUUCCAUACCCUGUAUGAACCAGGUCUGUAUGGGACUUCAAGAAUCAGGUAAAAAUGUGGCAAAGGGAAAGUAAUAACUUUGACUGUUCUUGUAUUCCACUGUCUUUAGGUGACUUCUAAUCCCCAAGGAUACUGUGCAGGGGACAGGUGUAAUCUGCCCUAAUACAGCUCAGUCUGCUACAAAUGGUUGUUUGAAGGGACAGUGUAGGAGUGUAUGAAUCAGACAAUGUCAGAUGAAUGGCCAGCGGGAGCCAGAGCUAGCGGACCAUUCUUCAGCUCUUAUUUUUAGCAGUAGACUGUUCUUUCAACAGCAGCUGAUGGCUGGUGGCAAAUAAAUGUUUGUGUCAUGCAAAUUCUUCCUGAUUGUUUUUCUUUUUCUGAAAUAGAGAUAAUUUCAUGUUCUUCCUACGUAUGCUAUGAAAACACCAGUAUUUACAUUAAAUUGCCUUAAAUGAAUGUAAUAAUAUUGUAUAUAUAGCAUAAAUGAAAGAUGAGUUCUCAUUAAAGUAUUAGAGCCUGCCCAAAGCUUUGUGGCAUCCUGUUAUAACACAUGGCAAGCUGCAACAUUUUUUCCUCAUGCUUGGUUUCUUCUGCAUUUGCAUUCCUACCUCAAACACACCAAUUGCCUAGGGCUUUCCUCAGAUGACGAGGACGAUGAGGACUCUUCAGCCAUUUUAAGGAUUUCUGAGGUCUCUGGAGACUUCCUACUUGAGGCCAGAAGUGAGAAAGAAGAUAUGAAUUCCACAUUCAGACCUGGGGACUGAGAAGUGACUAAUCUAUGGUGCAAUUUCUUCCUGUGUGGGUUAAGAGAGGUAGGGUAGAAUAUGCAAAACCAGCAUGUGGCUACUGACUGAAAAGGACCUUUUGUAGUCUGAAAGCAUAUAUAGGUUCAGUGCCACUGCAGUCUUUCCCAGAAUAGGACACAUCAUCUGUAGAAGAGAUCAUAUAUUAGAAGGAAGGAGAAUUUGGUUUUGUUUUCACACUGGCACAGGAGAUAAGGAAGCUUUACCAGAUGAGUCUGAUCCCAGAGAUACCAGGGGUGUCUGCCCAGGAAAGAAAUUUCAAGGUCAGGUUGAGCUGACAGCAAUUAUAUUCACAACUAUGUCACCUGCCUGUAUAGUAACAUGAUUUUCGUAACAUUAUUCCUUUCCUUUGUUUCUGUUCACCACAACUAAGGAGAAAUAAAAGAAAGUAUGUUAAAAAAAAAUAGGCCAAAAUUGUAAAAAUAUUUUUGUUGAAAAUUUGUUUCAGGAAUUUACUUCUGCUGAAAGGUUAAAGCUCAAAGUUGGAAGGGACGGAGAGGAAUACCAGGCGUUAUCAGGAAACUGAAUGAUGACAAGGAAACAAUCAGAUUUCUGACAGUGAAAACUACAUUGCUAAGAAGCUAGACCCGCAUGGCAAGAUCAUCUUUGAAUACCAAAAAAAAGUCUCAGAAGCGACAACUGGAAACUGAUGGAAGUUACAGAGAUGAUCAACCAUCACCACCAUCAUCUGAGUACACAGAUACAUUUCAUCAGCUCAUGAAUGGAAAUUUAAGAGACUUUAUACAAAAUAUCUGUGAAAAUGGAAACGUCAUCUUUGCUAUCAUCCUUACAUGAUGAAUGCAGAUCAGACAACUAUAUUGAACCUCAUUACAAAGAAUGGUACCGAGUAGCUAUUGAUGCUCUGAUUGAAGGAGGUUUAGAGUCCUACAAAGAAUUUCUUUCCAAAGAGAGAUGCUCAGAGUUUCUAGCAGAUGAGGAAAUUGAUUAUAUUUUGAACAAUGUUCAGAAACUUCCCCAAAACACAAUUUAUUCCUCUAACCAUGCCAUUGAUGACACCUCUUCCUCGGGAACCUACUGGCCCAUUGAAUCAGAUGUGGAAGCUCCAAAUCUUGACUUAGGUUGGCCCUACCUGAUGCCUGGAAUUUCUGGUGGCACGAAUAUUGAUCUGCUUUUUCAUCCACCACGAGCACAGCCUUACACCAUAAAGGAAACCAUUCGGAAGAUGAUACGAGAUGCAAGAAAGGUCAUUGCCAUUGUUAUGGAUAUGUUUACAGAUGUAGAUAUUUUUAGAGAAAUUGUGGAGGCAUCUGCUAGAGGGAUUGCAGUGUAUCUCCUGCUUGAUGAGUCAAACUUCAGUCACUUUCUGAAAAUGACGGAGAAACAAGGCUGUCAAGUUCAGAGGCUCAGGAACAUGAGGGUGCGGACAGUGAAAGGACAAGAUUACUACUCUAAAACAGGAGCAAAAUUCUAUGGAAAAAUGGAACAAAAAUUUAUUCUUGUUGACUGUAAGAAAGUCAUAUAUGGUUCUUACAGCUUUAUGUGGUCAUUUGAAAAAACCAACCUCAGUAUGGUUCAAGUUAUCACAGGACAGCUGGUUGAAUCCUUUGAUGAAGAGUUCAGGACACUGUAUGCCCGUUCUUCUGUUCCCAAUUCAUUUGCUCCAGAAUUAGUGCGUGUAAACAGUCGCAGGACACUCUGGGAUAACGAUACAUACCAACACUCAGUGUCUUCCUUGGCUUCAGUUUCUAGCCAAAGAAACCUUUUCAGUAGGCAAGACACGGUUCACAAGAUAGAUCCUAUUUGUUGGAAAACUCGUGGAAGAUAUGCAGUAAAUGAAAUAGAUAAAUAUGCCUUGAGAAAUCAAGCCUAUAGUAAACAACCGUUUCAUCCAGGUUUUAAUAUACAAAAUACAAUCCAGCAGUAUCAACCUAGUGAAAAAAAUGAGCACUGGAAGAGACAUAGUUAUGCUGGGGAGAAGCCAGAAAGGACACCUUACCUGUUGCUCAACAGAGCUAUUAAUAGAGCCAACAAUCAAUCAAAUGCUUGGAAGAUGCCAUCUGAUAGCCUUAGUAUUGUUUCUUCGUUACGGGGAGGAUAUACAAAUAACUACAAUACACCCCAGCAAAGUUUUGCUGAUCAGUUUUCACGACCAAAGGUAAAUCUUGCAGAAAGAAAUUCAAUUGUACGGAGGUCUUUUAAUGGGACAGAUAACCAUAUACGCCAUCUGCAGCAAAGGAUGCCAACCCUUGAACACACAACAAAAUCAUUCCUACGUAACUGGCGAAUUAAGUCAUAUUUGAAUGAUCAAUCAGAUUAUCCAGUGGAGUCUAAUGGCUCAGCCUUGGGUGACAGAUAUGAUAGCUAUGACACAGCUGAAAAUAUUAAAGCUCAUGCACUGUAUUCGCAUUCUCGCUUACGUUCAUCAUUGGUGUUUCAGCCAACUUUACCUGAACAGCAGGAAGUAAGCAGCUGUGCAAGUUCUACAAAUUCAACUAUAAUUGGGUCAGAGGGAAGUGCAACACCUAAAGGGACAUCUAAUCAUGCUCCUAGUGUGCAAAAUGGAACAGAUAAUAUUGUAGAAGAGCUUAGCACAAGCGUCCCUCUUAAAUCAGAUGCACCAAAACCCCACAGAAUUCAUAUUGCAGACAACACAAAACCUACUGUAAAUUCAAAUGCAACGGGUGACUCAUCUCUCUACUUGUACACGACACUGUGCACAGACAAACAUGCAGAAAAUCUGAAGAACCUUCAAAAUGAAAAUAUGCUAAAAAGAAGAAGUUUUCCCAUGUUCAAUUCAAAAUCCAUAUUAGACCCUAGUGCCAACAAACAUGCAUCCAAUUACGUUUACAGCACACUGACUAGGCAUAGACUUAAGCAGCCAGUUAGUCCAAAACUUCCAGAAGACACACUGAAGAGCUCUAAAAGUUUACACAGUGUGACCAACCACUUACCACAGGAGGAAAAGAACCUCAAAGGAGAGCUAAAAAGCCCAACUUCUAGCAAGGCAAUCUCUAUGGCUGCUCUCACUGAAGCUGGCAAGGAGGAGUCUAGUAAGGAUUGCACAGCAAAGAAAGAAAGUAAGAAUUCCCCAAGUUUUCUAAAGAAAGGAUCCCAGAAAUUGAGGUCACUUCUUAAUCUCACACCAGACAAGAAGGAAAACUUGUCAAAAAACAGGGGUCCUGCCUUUUACAGAAUGUGUAGUAGUUCUGACACACUGGUUUCUGAAGAAGAGAAUCAAAAACCAAAGAUUUCUGAGAAUAAGACAGAUUCUUCCCCAAGGAGAAAGAGAAAUACAUCAUCAAAUUCUCAAGGUAGCUUGAACAGAAGUAAAGAAGAUGUCACAGGGAGCCCAACAAAGUCUCCAAAGUCACCAAAGUCUCAAAAACCUCCAUCUGAUGAAAGCAAUAAAAAGUGUCCUCUCUUGUGCCCCCUUGAAAGUAAGUUCAUAGAAACUGCAGGAGAUGCCUCUACCCCAAGAUUUAAUACAGAACAGAUUCAGUAUCAAGAUGUAAAGGAAAGCACCACAAACACUACUCCCGAAAGCGCCCCUGUUUCUGCUCUUCAGAGAGCAAGUUCAGUGACACCACAGUUGCCAAGCUCAAAAUGCCAGGAGGAGCUAAGAUCCCGUUUGAGUGAAAGGCGUGUUUAUAGUCGCUUUGAGCCAUUCUGUAAGAUGGAAAAUGCUAGCCAACCUGCAGGAAACGCACCCAACAGCACUUCACAUCUCUCAGAUAUUAAAAGCAAGACCUUAGGGAAUAGUUACGGCAGGAGUAACCACAUGGUCAGCUACAACUCAACUGCUUAUCAUCCACUGCAGCCUAAUGAAAAUAAGCUGAGAGGAUUUAUGCAAAAGUUUGGGAACUUCCUACACAAAAGCAAGUAAAAUUUUUGUUGGUUAUGUUGAAAUACAGCAAGAGUGUCCAAGCUGGAGAUAAUCUUAACUGGACAAGACCGAUGGGCAACUUUUGUAGACCUUUCUUGGGUUUCUUCUGGGAUCUAGGACAUUGGAAUGAAUGUACAUAUUUUUACAUAAUUAUCCUAGAAUUGUUACACUUAAGUCUUUACAGAAAUUCCGUGUCCAGAAGGUGUCUCAAGGGAGUUGUUUAUAGUGUUUAUAUUGUAACAUUAAUUUUAUACAUUUUCCUUGUGAAGAAAGUACAUACUAGUACAUUGUAAGAUUUAAGUGUGGGGAAAACAGUUUUUAAACUUCAAAUACUACUGUUUCCAAAGACUUGCCCUUUAAAAAUAGGAUAGCACUAGGAAUAGUGGCUCGCAUUUUUUUAGCAUUUAGGUACACUUUCAAAUGAUAAACACAAAAUGUUAAUGCAUUGCAUGAUACUUGUCUUUAAACUAAUUUUUUAAAACCUCCUAUAGGCUUCAUAUUGUUAAUAAUUUACCCCAUAGCAGCUAUUGAACUGUUUGGGCAGCAGAUGGAUCUAUCUUACUUUAUUGAAUUUUCCAUGUAAUAUGAUAUUUUUCUGAAGUAUUUGGCACACAUAUCUGAAAGUGACCUUAAUCUGAGCUUUCACAGACUUGUUUACAUGGUUAAACUAGUGUGAAUGUAGAAUGAACAUUGAAAAAGCUAUUUAUAAAAAAGGUGCCUUGAACAUAACUUAGAACUAGUCUAAAUUUCAAUGGGUUAAUUACGUUUGUAUAACAUGCCAGUAUUCUAUAAUGUAUUCUAAAAAUUGCCUUUUGUUACUUUUCUUCUAUUUGGUAUUUUUAAAAAAAAUUGUCUUUGGAAUUCCAUUUCUCAGGUAAGUUUUUGAUUUUCACAUGCAACAGUCUGUUUUAAAUGUUGCCAGAUGUAUUUGCAACUUUGGCUUUAGUAUCCUAUUUUUUAAAUAAGGUUGCAAGUGCUUUGACUAGGUGUACCAGGGAAAUUGCAAGCUCAACCCUGCAAUGCUGCCUUAUGUCAGGACAAAUAUUAUGUGGCUAGGAGCAAUUAGACAUCUAAAAAUGGGAUUUGUAAAGGUCACCACAUCAAACAAUAGGGCACCUCUCCUAAGCCAAAGAAUGUAUCAGAGAAGGGUGAUGGUAGCAAGUGUUCAACCUUAAUGAAGGUAUUUAGGGACCUAACAGCAGUCUAAGGGACACAUUUUUAUUCAUCCGAGCCCCUCAGUCAUAAAAAAUGUCUUGAUAUUAAGUGACUAUACCAGGUUAUUGCUUACAAAAAGCACAGGCAGGGUGAGGUGUUUGGGCAGCAGCAUGGCAUCCACUUCCCAUCUGCAGUGUGCAGCCAGAGCAUCCAGCUGGCUUGUGCCCUCCUGGAUGUGGAGUUUGUCUCUUAGAAGAAUGCCGUAACCAUUUAGCUUCAAGAUGCUCUGUGACAAUUUUGUUCCAAAUUCAGAAAUUUGGGAUAAUUAUUGGCUGAAAGCUUAUAAUCCUUAUACAGGGUCUUCAUGUUUUAGGAGACUACUUUAUUCUUAGAUCCAAAAGGUUCUACAGUGUUCUAUGGAGGGGUCCCACUAUGAAGGUCUUGGCUUGAUUCUUUAGGAAGAAACAUUAAAAAGGCAUUUCAUACACCAGCUAGAUUGAGCUCGCUUGUCUCUUCUACCUGUGGUCCUGGGAAGAGAUUUCAUACAGAAAUCUGCUUCUCACUGAGGAUCUGCUCUGGCUCCUGUGAAGUCCCCGCAGUUAGUGUCAGUGGUUUCAUUGAAGCAGUGCCAGGUUUUUAUUCCAACUGUUUCUCAGGCAGCCCUAUUAGGCUGAUGCAUCAUAGCAAUAACUGUUUCACUGUGGGGAUGGUACUUAUUUAUGAGCGUGAUGAAGUUUGCAUCUCAGUCCUCUGCUGAAAGUGUAGGUCUCCCCCUUACCUAUAACCACAGAAAAGAUUUUAUGAAUUUCUUGAUGAAUACUGGUGACUUUGUUCACUCCAUGCUGAAAUGCCAUAGUUGGUGUUUUUGCCAAAUUAACAUGUAUACUAAAAUAGCAUGUCCUGACAGAGGCAGCAUGUUCAGGCCCAAGGUAAGCAGGGUCUUCCUAGUGCUCUAAGUGUAUUUUCAGUAGAGGCACAACAUACCUCCCCAGGUACGCCGCCAACAGCAAUGCAAUACUGUGCUUUUUAUAACUUAGUAUUUUUCAGCAGGGUAGACAGUUAUCCAGGAUAGUGCCUGAAUUAACACUGCAGCAAAGGAACUUAAGAUGCACGUGGUGCUAAAAAUGUUGAGGGUAGGUUUUAGGAGGAUCUUUUUCCCUCCUACCCUUAUGAGCUCUGACAUAUGCUUGUAGGAGGUACUAUAUCUGGGAAGGAACUUAGAGAGGGAGAACAAGGGUCUUGGGGCAAGUUUUGAAGUGACAGUGCUUUCUAUUUUGUAGUAAACUUCAGGAAAUCUAUUUUGAUACAGUUUGGAAAUAUUUUACCAUAUUUUUCAAAGUAGAUUGCUAAUUAGAGUCCUGAGAAGGCAGAUAUUUUAAUUUACCAAGUCAUCUAUGUUUAUAGAUAUAUACUGCUAUUUUGUACCUAUGUAGAAAAUUAAGAGCCUUCUGUGAAGAGCCUGCUCGUACACUUAAUAAUGCAAAAAAGAUAAUCACAGUAGAACUAGCUUUUUUUCAUUUUCAGAUCUCUCCUCAGAGAUCCCACAUAGGCAUGCUGCUACAUUAAAGCCUGAUCUGAGGUUAAUUGAAAUGAAUGCAAAAGGACACCACAGACCUCAGUGGAAGUAGGAUCAGACAUUUAAUGUACUGCCACCACUAUUUUAGAAAUGCUACAAGAUCCAGUGCUGCUUGGGGAGCACGAGGCUCUGACACCAGGGGAAAGGCAGCCCGAUGCCCUGCCUGCAGCUGCGGCUUUGAAGGUGGGGAAGCACACUGGGGAGCUCCACAGGUGGUGCAAGGACCAACUGUUAGUUUGUUCCCUCCAGAACUGUGCAUUAAAGGUGGGAAAACAGUGCUCACCCAGUCCGGUCAGAUUUGCCUGAUGUCUCUGCGGGAACCCAGCUGUUCACAAAAUAGGAAGGAAAAGUAGUUUCUUUGCAUGAGAAAAGAAGAAGGAUUUGCACAUUUCUGGAGGGAAAGAAAAAUAUGGUUUAUAUUUUUAAACUUCCUUUUCCCAAAGCUCGUCUUGAUGUUUCUGCUUUUCCAAGGACAUGCAUUUCAUUCAAUGUGUCCUAAGUGUGCUGUGCACAUUGCAAGUUUGUUACACCCUGCACACACCUAAUGCACUCCCAGUUUUGUAAGGCUGUGAAGUAAUAGCUGUUGCCGUGCAUGACGGUCCUUUGGCCAAAUGGCUUGGGAAUUGUGAAACCCAUAAAAAACAACGUGUCAUUUCCACAUUAAAUAAAACACCAUUAGCACCAUAAUAGAUCUAGGAGUGCGAAAGCCGAUCAGUUAUGCAAUGCCGAGUGGGGCUCAGGAGCAGUGCAGCCGGGAGAUACAGGCUGCUCAUAUGGUGCCCAUUCCAUUCACAUCAUAAACAAACCACCCCUACAUAUGGUUGUAAAGCCCAGUGAAUAAGUUGCUUCAUUUCUUCGGCCUUAUAAUAAACAGUUUUUACUGCCUCUCAGAUUGCAAAAUGUUGGUUGUUCUCAUAUUAAUGAGUUGCACUGCACUAUUUGUUCAUGCUAACAAACAUGAACUAGAUGUAAUGAAAGGUUAUAAUCAGAAAAAUCAAAUUUCCAGCUGUCUAAAUAUCUGAGAGUAGUAGUAUUUGUAACAAACCUUGAGAGAAACAAAAUGCUUAUCAGGCAAUAUAUGUUUGUGCAUUGAGAGGUGAAAAAUUACUGUUCAGAGAGAAAACAGUUUAAUUAUUUUUCAGCUUUCUGAAAUGUAUUAGGAAAUGUCAAUUAUAAAAGAAGUAAU
Messenger RNA from Falco peregrinus (peregrine falcon), 9084 nucleotides. RefSeq names its product family with sequence similarity 83 member B (gene SACK1B). Gene Ontology annotation, biological process: epidermal growth factor receptor signaling pathway. Gene Ontology annotation, cellular component: membrane; cytoplasm. NCBI's taxonomy places the organism in Eukaryota, Metazoa, Chordata, Aves, Falconiformes, Falconidae. The transcript is spliced from 7 exons. Bases 2084 to 5167 code for a protein of 1027 amino acids. The record is from RefSeq and is a predicted model, not a curated record.